CUCGUCUGCCACUGGGGUAUGGAAGCAUGAUGUCAUUGUAAAAACGAAGGAAACUCUGCGAUCAUUGUGCAACACUGAAGCCGAAAAUCUGCCGCGAUUGCAGGCGUUGCAAGAUUGCCCGUGUCGUUCAGAUCGCAUCCCAGAAGAAGAGGCCGAAUGCAUUCGCAGUAACAGAAGCAGCGGGGUAAACCCCCUGUGUUUGCUGAUCAUGAGCAUGGAGGAUUAUGACUAUUUAUUCAAAAUUGUGCUGAUAGGAAAUGCAGGAGUGGGGAAAACCUGCCUCGUCCGACGCUUCACUCAGGGCCUGUUCCCUCCUGGACAAGGUGCCACCAUAGGAGUGGAUUUUAUGAUCAAAACUGUUGAAAUUAAAGGAGUAAAAGUAAAGCUCCAGAUCUGGGACACAGCUGGGCAGGAGAGGUUUCGCUCAAUAACCCAGAGCUACUACCGCAGUGCCAACGCCCUCAUCCUCACCUACGACAUCACCUGUGAAGAUUCCUUCCGGUGCCUUCCCGAGUGGCUGAGGGAGAUUGAGCAGUAUGCUAACAACCAAGUGGUGACAAUCUUAGUAGGGAAUAAGAUUGACUUGGCCGACAAGCGGGAAGUCCAUCGGCAGCGAGCGGAGGAGUUUGCGGAGGCUCAGAGCAUGUUGUAUCUGGAGACCUCUGCCAAAGAGUCGGACAACGUGGAGAAGCUCUUCCUGGACCUGGCUUGCGAACUGAUCCGCGAGGCCAAGCAAAACACGUUGGACAACAACGACUCCACCCCCAUGCCCGGAGAAGGGAAAAACAUCAAUUAUUUGGGUUGCUGCAGCAUGAACUAGUAGACUUGGCCACCCUGUACCCCGCUGAAGAUGAAGGCAACAUGGAUUGCAUACAAAGUGGUUGUAUUGACCAUGACCACUGUUGGUGGAAGUCUACUACUUUUACCCGUCUUCAAAUCCCGGGGUAUUUUUAAUCGUACUCUGUACAUUCAAAAUAAGUAAGAUCAGAUAAAGCUACUUUCAUGAGGGGGGACCGAAGCACCUAGGGGCUUUUACUGCUAGCAGAUAGGUCAGACAAUGAGAUUUUUUACACUUCUGUACAAUGCAGCCGUUGGGAUUACGCUUCUGACUUGGGAGCCAAUUCAUUUGUUUUAAUAGUGAUUUGGGAAAAAGAUAAAAGAAACAGGUCUUCAUUGUCAAUCUCAUCUGUUUAAGGAAAAAGUUCACCCAAAAAUUUAAAUUCUGUCAUUUGCUCACCAACUUUUACUCCUCUGCAGAACAUGAAGGAUGCUUUGAAGAAGGUUAUGGCGAUCUUUUUUAUACAAUGAAAGCAUACAGUGAUCAGGGGUUGUCAAGCUCCAACUGGGCAAAAUAAAAACCAUACCGAUCAACCCCACCUAUAGGUCACACUGCAUAUUGUCGCUGUCCCUCUGAAAUCAGAUGUCCAAUUUAGCUGUUUUUCACUUUUUAUAUGAUUAAAUACUGUGUUGUCAAAGUCAACAGAAACUUUUAAAUAUGUUUUAUUGAUUAAAUAUUUGCAGAAAACCCAGGGACAAACACAAAGGGUGACUAAUACUAAUGAUUUAUGGCAAAAAUCAUAAAAACAGCAGCGAUAUUCAUAAUUUUUUGUGUAAAAAUCAGUGCAGUUUGGCAUCAGUGAUGAGGAUGGUGUGAUGCUUCUUGACAUUUAAAUAUGCACAUUCGUAUAUGAGGCUAGUGUGAAUAAAGUCGAUCAGAUAUAAUAAUUUACAUUUCUCCUGAAUAAAGUCAGUCGGGUUUUGAACAUUAUGAGGAUGAGAAUUGACAGAAGGUUUUUGGGUGGAUUAUUUCUUUAAAAUGCAUUGCCACAAUGCUGUGUGAAAGCAUUUAUUAUUCACGCAAAAUGCUCUUGCUUGUGAAAUCAUGAAUUACGCAUGUCCAUUUGUUUGAGAAAGAAAGCAGACACCAAGUGAAAUUAACAAAUAUUUUAAUUCUCUCAUCAUUUAGUCACCCUCCUUUUUAUUUCAAACCUGUAUGACUUUCUUCUGCAGAACACAGAAGAAGAUAUUUUGAAGAAUGUAGGUAACCAAACCAAAUUGACUUCCGUUGUCACAAAAUGUCACAAAACCACUCAGACAUUUCUUUUAUGUCAUAUACUGGUUUUGAAUGACAUUUGAAUUAAUAAAUGGUAACAGAUUUUUUUUAGUUUUGUGUGAACUAUCCCUUUAAAUCAUGUUUUAUAAGAAUAUACACUCUCCUUAAAGCUUACAUGGAAGUUUGUUUGCCAAUACUAAACACACAUUUUUGAAAACCAUUGCAAAAACCCAAUGAGCCUCUGUCAUGUUUCCAUCCUGCAGAAAACAGCAUUCUCGUCUAAGUUAUAAUUAUAAAUGAUUUUUAAAGGGACAGUUCAAUCAAAAGUGAAAGAUCUGUUAUCAUUCAUUCAUCCUCCUGACGUUUCAAACCUGUUUGACUUUAUUUUGCAUUUAUUUCGGUCUUCACAAUUUGGGCCCCACAUAAUAAUAAUUAAUAAUUUGUUACAUUUAUAUAGCGCUUUUCUGGACACUCAAAGCGCUUUACAUGGAAGGGGGAAUCUCCACAUCCACCACCACACACGAAAACUAAUGCCAUUUAACAUCAAUUGAAUCAAACAUUUCGUGCUAUAUUUGAAUACGGUUAAUUAUUUAGGUUGUUUUUAGGCCCUUUAAGAGAUGUUUCUUUUUAUGAUAUUAUUUUCUAGACAAUUAAGCACAUAUUAUCUCCAAGUCUCAUUACUGUGACUUUUAUAUAUUUGCUUUGGAGUUUGAAAAUCUUGUUCUCGAAGAUGAUUCUCGAAUUAUUCUUUCAGGACACAGUUAUUAAAACUAUUACAACACAACAAAUCCUACAAUUAUAAAAAAUGUUUUAGAAUUGCAAUAUUUGAACAUGGGAAGCAAUGUUCUACACUGUGCAAUAGGCUUUGUUUUUUUUAUGCAAAAAAUAUUUUCUUGUUUGUUUUUUCAUUGACCUGGUCACAGAGGUUUCCAGCAGCCAACCUGCUGAAACCUCCAAAGUCAACAGCGUUUUUUUUACACCCUAGCCAAUGGCACAAUGCACUGUAUAAAAGUCUUAUUUCAUUCCAUUCUUAAAUUCCCCCCAGGAGUUUAUUUAUAACUAUGGAUAUUUUGUCUUUCGGAAGUAUUAGAACUGAAAUGUACCAAGAUGCUUCUAGUUCAAUAAGUCCUGCUUUGGUAAUAACCGUAGCGAUGUGUAAAGCUUUUUGGUACUCGAGAGGCAGAGAGAACAGUGUAUGUGUGUAGUUAAUGUAUGGAUGAGAGAACUGUGUAUUUUCUAGUUGUUGAUAGGGAAUUCCUGCACAAUUGGUUUUGAUGUUUCAAUGCAUCAUAUUGAGGAACACAUGGUUGAGUUUUGUCAUGGUGUGGAACAGUAUGAUCCUGACUUCAUUUGAUCUUUGUUUUGGAAUUGUGUUGUGCAUUUUGUUGGCUUUUAAACGGUCUGGUCUGUGCUGUAAGGUUGUUUGCCACGGUGUCAUUACAAUGGAACUGUGAAUUUACUCUUUUAUACACUUUCAGUAUUUUACUUGCUGCUAAAGAGCAUUUUCCUGCAUUUCCUGCUUUUUUCUUUUAAAACAGACUUUCACCCAGUUCUUGUUGAUGAUUUAACAAUGAUUUAUUGAUAAUUUUGGGAAAAUCCAUUCACUACUACACUGAACAAUGUCUGAGGACCAAUCUUUUUCAUCUUAUUUUGGUUGUCAAUGCCAAUUACUUUGCAGUAUAAUGCAUUUUCAUAGCUGCUUAUCUUAUGAUAUUACGUCUUUUUAUUAACACAUUUUUUCAAGUAGAUACCUUUUUAAUUUUGUGUAAACUGUUUUCUUUGUUACAUGACGUGCCAUGCACAGUAUUGUGUCUGUCGGGUAUAUUUGUGUCGCCUUGUUUUACAGUUACUUGCCAUAUUGUGUUACAUUAUUUACCAAUGACACUUGGAUUAUUUUUAUGUUCAAGGCACUAAUUUCCUAUAUUCUAUUAUUACUAAGUGCUUAUUUUCCUGUAUAGACAUUUUAUUAUAUGAAGUACACUAAAUAGCAGGAGGUAACAAGUCCUUGUGUAGUAACGACAAAAACUUGCUGAAUCCACCAGAUUGUUAAGUAGAUCCAUUUGUUGUUUUAGUGUGUGAUGCAUUAGAAGGUUGUGAUGCGUUAUGUAUAAUAUCAUAACCGAAGAGCUGAACCCACAACUGCAACUCAAUUCAAUACCUAAAAUGUUUCAUUUAAGCAAUUCUGUUUGUGUACCUUUUAAUUUAAUUUUCUCUCUAUAUAUAUAGACUGUAAGUUAAUACAUUUCAUCAAAUAAACAUGGUAAUGACACUA
This is a messenger RNA of Triplophysa dalaica, 4325 nucleotides long. RefSeq names its product RAB30, member RAS oncogene family (gene rab30). Bases 209 to 820 code for a protein of 203 amino acids. Gene Ontology annotation, cellular component: trans-Golgi network. Gene Ontology annotation, biological process: Rab protein signal transduction. The transcript is spliced from 5 exons. NCBI's taxonomy places the organism in Eukaryota, Metazoa, Chordata, Actinopteri, Cypriniformes, Nemacheilidae. Gene Ontology annotation, molecular function: GTP binding; GTPase activity. The record is from RefSeq and is a predicted model, not a curated record.